GAACAAGACUGGAUCCAGCACCGGCCCCUGGAGAGCACUGCUCCUUACAGGCCUCCAACCAGACUCUGUGCUGCUGAUACAGCCCUCAAAAUUCUGCUAGUCAGCCAGUUCUCAAUCUACCUCACUGUCCACUGAUCUAUCCCACAUUUUCUAAGUUUCAUAACAAGGAUGUCGUGGGAGACAGCCUUGCUGCCAUCAAGGUACACAACAUCCGUUGCUCACUCCCCAUCUGUCUAGCCAUUGAUGACAUCAUAGAACAUUAUCACUUGGUUUCCCUUUGGUGAAUCUAUGUUGACUCCUCCUGAUAAUCUUCUCUUCCCAUUGCUUGAAGAUGGCAUCCAGAAGAAGUUGUUCCAUCACCUUUCAAGGGGCAGAGUACAGGAAUCUCUACAAGCAAGUGUUCCGUCACCUCAUGAUUCAAGUGCACAGGAGUCCAUAGGAGGGAGACCACUGGCCUUUCAAAAUAUUUCACCUGCUAGUAGGGCACAAGGUGCACCAGACACUUCUGAAUUAGCAAGAAUCUUACCUCAAAAAUACAGGAGGAAACUUAUGUCAGUUGAAGAGAUUGAAUAUAUUCAACGUGGAGGUCCAGAAUAAGCACAGAAGAUAAUUUGCUCACCACUGUUGAAGAAAGAAGUAUUGUAUUCAUCAUAUUAGCUUUUCCUUAAUAUUAUAAAUAAUAGUAUGCUGAUAGUUUUAAUAAAAACCCUAAACAAA
Molecule: messenger RNA, 717 nt
Organism: Phasianus colchicus (ring-necked pheasant)
Lineage: Eukaryota; Metazoa; Chordata; Aves; Galliformes; Phasianidae
Source: RefSeq, a predicted model, not a curated record